Molecule: messenger RNA, 1888 nt
Organism: Notolabrus celidotus (New Zealand spotty)
Lineage: Eukaryota; Metazoa; Chordata; Actinopteri; Labriformes; Labridae
Exons: 9
Coding region: 38-1867 (609 amino acids)
Source: RefSeq, a predicted model, not a curated record
AGCAGCAGCAGCAGCAGCAGCAGCAGCAGCAGCGAACAUGCCAACCCUGAAAACCUUCUUAGACUAUCAGAAGAAAAAGUCAGAGGAAAGGCAGAACUUCAGCUUACAGAAGAAAGGCAUGAAGAAAAAAGAACCGAGGAAAGUGAACAACACUUCCUCUCCAGUCAGACUCAUCUGUCUGGCUGUGACUGGUCUGGUCCGACAUUCUCUUCUGCCAAAACCAAGUUGCGGGCGUUUUCCUCCUCCUGGGGGAAAAUAUAACUGCUACCUGCUUGCUGUCCUCCAGAGCCUGCGUGAUGGCUGCCACCACCAAGUUUAUCAGCACAAACUGGGCCAUAACCACGAAGCUGGAGAAGUAGAUAGGAGCGACCCAGUGCAGGUAGCUGGGGCAGCCAUGUCUACCCGGAGGACACUCCCUCAAUGUGUCCUUAAAAGACAAAGAGCAAGUACACAGGAGCAACUGCUUAAUCAUCUUUUAGACAGACUUCGCUCUCGAUUGGAGCAUAUUCUGGGACGCAUGCCUCUGGACCUAGACUUCUUAGAGUUCACUUGUACACAAGAACUUGUGUUUUUGAAUGCUGUGUCUAGUCAAGCAACUGUUUGUCCUGCUAUCUUAGAUGAAGUGACACAGCUUCACCGUCUCAUUGGUUUAGAAAAGGAGAGAAGGGAGCAACACACUGCAGUUGUGCAGUUUGAGGAAGGACCAGCUGGAAGACAGCGGAUGACCAUAUCCCCAGACCACCUUAGCAAACUCCUGGAACUUAAUUUGACUGUUCCAUGCAUUGCUAAACUCUUAGGGAUGUCGAGGCGAACGGUAUACCGCCGCAUGGCUGAGUUUGAUCUCUCUGUAAGAGCACUGUAUAGCACUAUGACUGAUGACGAGUUAGAUCAAUGUGUGAGAGAGAUCCAAACUAGGCAGCCCAACUCUGGGUACCGAAUGAUGAAGGCCCUCCUGCAAGCCAGGGGAUUUAGGGUGCAGUAUAAACGUGUCCGAGCCUCAAUGCACCGUGUUGACACCACUGGUGUCAUCAACAGAAUGUGCAACGUUGGAUGUAUUGCUCGACGGACCUACUCAGUUCCAGGACCCCAGUCUUUGAUGCACCUAGAUACCAAUCAUAAAUUGAUCCGGUACAACAUUGUUGUCUUCGGAGGCAUUGAUGGUUUUUCCCGUAAGAUAAUGUAUCUUGGUGCAGCCAACAACAACCUUGCAUCGACCACCCUGGCAUUCUUCCAAGAAUCUGUUGAGAAAUUUGGUUUUCCUCUCAGGGUACGUGCAGAUCAGGGAGUUGAAAACGUGGAGGUUGCUCGCCUUAUGUUCACAGUCCGUGGCACUGGAAGGAGCAGCUUUAUAUCUGGGAAGAGUGUUCAUAACCAACGAAUUGAGCGGCUGUGGAGAGAUCUGUGGAUGGCUGUAACCUGCAUCUACUAUGAUGUUCUCCACUACCUUGAAGAAGAGGGCUUCCUCAGCAUCGCCAAUGAAAUGCACCUCUUCUGCUGCCACUUUGUGUUCCUCCCACGCCUGCAGGAUGACCUGGAUACUUUCCACAGUGGCUGGGACAACCAUUCGCUGAGAACAGAGAGCCACAUGACUCCUAACCAGCUGUGGGAGCUCGGCCUCACACAUAAUCCAGUUCCAGGACCAGACAACACAGAGGGCAUGGAUAUUCCUGACAUUGACUGGGAAAACAGUGGACUUCCUUGUGAUGACCACUCGAGUGUUGUUGUUCCACACACUGCAUGCCCACUGACUGAUGAACAACUGGCAUCUUUGAGGGAUGUAAUUGACCCAAGAGCUGCAUCCCAGUCCUUUGGCUGUGAUAUGUACAUUGCUGCUGUUCAAUUUUGUGAGCAAUUUCAAGAUCUCUGAAUAAACUGACCAGGAAGACUU